CAAAAAGAAUAACUUCUCUGGUUAAACUUUGAAUUUGUUAUGGUGUGCUUCUGUUUCUUGGUGGACCAAAGGUGGAAGCUGACGGGUACUAAGCCAGUAGCCGGGACGUGCUCCCGGUGCGGCGGAGGAGCAAGCGUGGGAGACAUGAAAACGAUCACCAGGUUUUGUUAUGUUCCGUUCUAUUGGAAAUCAUGGAAAGCUAUAAUAUGCACAUUUUGUGGAGCUAUUCUUAAAUCUUACAGAUGAACAGCAACUCAAAGCUGUCUUCUGUUCGUUUCUCUGUCGGCUUUUUCGUGUCUAUAUAUACAUAUAACUAAUUAACCAUUGCUUAUAGAAUAAAACAUUUCAGUUCUAAGUUUGUAAGACUGGUAUUUUCUUCAUUUAUGUGUAAAAGAGUUUUCAAUGAAGUAUUUGGCUUAAAAAUAGAGUUGAAUUUAUUAAAUUAAAGGAAAUUAAUAUUUUAUUUUAAUGUAAAAUGCUAUGAAAGUGA
Molecule: messenger RNA, 490 nt
Organism: Gossypium raimondii (Peruvian cotton)
Lineage: Eukaryota; Viridiplantae; Streptophyta; Magnoliopsida; Malvales; Malvaceae
Exons: 1
Coding region: 40-246 (68 amino acids)
Source: RefSeq, a predicted model, not a curated record